Molecule: messenger RNA, 3642 nt
Organism: Diachasma alloeum
Lineage: Eukaryota; Metazoa; Arthropoda; Insecta; Hymenoptera; Braconidae
Gene: CycG
Product: cyclin G
Exons: 6
Coding region: 759-1808 (349 amino acids)
Biological process (GO): regulation of cyclin-dependent protein serine/threonine kinase activity; mitotic cell cycle phase transition
Cellular component (GO): cyclin-dependent protein kinase holoenzyme complex; nucleus; cytoplasm
Molecular function (GO): cyclin-dependent protein serine/threonine kinase regulator activity
Source: RefSeq, a predicted model, not a curated record
GACUCUUACCGAGCGCGUCCGUUCGCACGUACGCUCCUUUUGGAGCUAAAAAAUUAGCUCACGCUAAAAUUCGCAAAUCCGUAAUUAAUUAAUUUUCACAAUUAAUUACCCAUCGCGAAAGUGUUCAGUUUAUUUUCACUCAUCAACAAGUUCAAGUGUUUAUCUCAAUUUUCGGAGCAACUAGUCACAUCGCCAGCAAAAGCUUCACGCCAAGGAAAAAACUCACUGCAAAACCAUCGACUAUAAUUAAUCCUGUGAACCGACAAUAGUAUUUUAAACGUAACUUAUCUAUUAAACAAUUUGACAAUCGAACGAUCAGACAUUCCCACGAUCUGCACGUCUUCAGAGUCUCACGUAAAGAACAGAACAUUGAACGGCACAAAGAAACUUCGAGACUGACUAAUUAAGUUAUUGAUAUCAAUCGAGACUAUUUAUCGAAUACUCGGGACUAUUUUUCGGGUUCAAGACAGAAUUUUUAUCUAAUUAGUAUUACGUCAGAUUUUUCGGAGCAAUCGCGAGUGACAUUUGUUGCGUCAGAUCUGGAUUAUAGUACAAAAGGACUCAGGGAUUUACUGUACGGAUAUAUUACUGUGAUAAUUACUGCCUUUUCAUACCAGGCUAGCCAGCUGGGCCAUUCUUGUAGUGUGACUAGCGAGUAAUCGCAGGCCAUACUACAUCCUCCAAGAGUGACAGCUACUGAGACUGUAGUUACGUCUGUAUCUACCCUUCAAAACCUCGUUAAAAUCAGCUGGUCACACAUGGCAGGAAUGGACACAUCAGGCUCGCCUGUACCGGAUGCAAUCCACUCCCUCCUUGAGCAGCUCCAAGAGGCCCUUGUCCUCGAGCUCAAGUAUCAGCCGAACCUCCAACUGCCCGUUGCCACUCAAAACGAUGAGAUAACUAUCGGCGCCAGGGAUGGAUCGGCCCACGUUCUGCGCUGCCUCAAAGUCUGGUACGACCUGCCCUCAGAUGUAUUAUUCAUCGCAAUUAACCUGAUGGAUCGUUUUCUAACUAAAAUGAAAGCGAGACCAAAGCACAUGGCCUGCAUCAGUGUAUCCUCGUUUCACAUAGCUGCCGUCCAAAUGGCCCAGUCCCUUGAUGCCGAUCAUCUCGUAUCAAUUUCCCAGUGUAAAUGCACUGGUGGCGAUCUAAAACGCAUGUCCGAUCUGAUAAGGGCCAAACUCGAGUGGGCACCUGGUACUACACCCAUCACAGCUCUCACAUUUCUUCGUCUUUUUCACGUUAUGUUCCAAGCCGCUGCAUCCCAGAUGGGUCUCGGCGAGCUUUAUGCCAGUCUUGUCACGGAGUCAGAACUGCUCUUGAGGCUGGAGAUGGUUGCCUGCGAUGGUAGUUGCGCCAGCCUGAGACCCUCUGAAGUUGCACUGGUGUUGAUUUGCACUUAUCUGGACUCGGCUGUCAACCGUCUGGACGCCCAUGCAGAUGCAACACCUGUAACCGCUGUUCCGGGGCCUUCCUCGAUGGACAUUGAACCCACCCCAGCCCAGCAGAUGCUCAGGCUUGUGGAAUUUGCUGCGGAACUCCAGAAGAUGUCCAAGAUUUCCGAUGAGAGUUUCUUCUCAACUCACGAACUCGUCGGGGCAAUAUUGAGCAAGUACAAUGCACAAGAGCAAACACCACACAGGCAGAGACUCAUCUGGCGAUUGUCAUCACGAACUGCUAGAUUGCUACGACCAACUGACAAAUUCACAUCUGUACUGCCUGUUAUUGCUGAACAUGCACCAGUUCCAUCACCAAGUCGAGUGAGAAAAAGUCGAAAAUUCGCAAGACGUCACAGCAAAAGGCGUUAAACACCUGGAGAUCUUCGAAUAACAUCAAAAGACAGCUUUCGAAGCAAUAUCCUCGAGCAUUUCUGUAAAGGUGGAGGUAGUGAGUGUUUUGUACAUUUAGAUCGAAAAAUCAUUCAAGAAUAAUUAUUCUGGCAUGAGGAACAAAAACCAAAAAGGAAAUUAAAAAAAAAAUGAAGUAAUUUAUUAAGGCAUUCUUGGUAAGUUUGCGCAUUUUAUAUCAUUUCGGCGACAUUCUAAAUUCAACGUUGAGGUUGCUGUGAAAGUGCCGUUGAGAGCUGUGAAGACAAAAUUAGCGAGAUGAAAAAACAAAAUGUUGAAACAUUAAGAAAAACGUUAAUGUGAUAACAAUAAUUAAAAACAGUGGUUAAUAAUUGGGUAGAUAAUUCCACUGUUGAAGAACUUGUGUAUAUUCUAUCUAAAUAUAUAUUAUAUCCCUAUUAACGGAUGAAUUGAUGGAAAAGCAAAAGAAAAAAAAAUAUUAAAAAUAAACAAAGCAAAAAAAGAAUUUAAGUUCUAGAUCGUACUAUAGUCUUUGAGGCAAAGAUUAAAAAAAAAACUUACGUGUUUAUAAAGUGACUAAUUUGUUGAACUUUAGUUUCACAUGAAUCAAAUUAGUAUUUUUCGCCCAGACAUUUAACUAAAAGCAAAAAUAAACGUCAAAAAACGAAAAAAAAAUGAUAAAAAAUAAAAAUCAAGAAUUUUUUUUUAGUAUGAGUGUGUGAAUUAUUGUAUUUAAAUGUACUGUGUGUUAGAAAGUGUCUUCGAAUGCGUGAAAAUAUGCGCUGAAUGUGUUCUCGAAUAAACAAUAAUGAAAUAUUUUCUCCUGAGAGUGAGUCAAUUGAUUAAAAAAAUGAUUUUUAAAAAAUUAUGAAUAAUGAGAGAGUGCAUGAAAUUUCACGUAUUUGAAGAGAUGAAAAUUUAUGAUAAACUCGUGUAUAUAAUAUCAGCGAUAAAACACAAAUUUUCAUUUGUUUUUGAGGCAAUUAAAUCUUAAGGGAGUGGAAAUUAUUUCAGUGUGUGGAGAAAAAUAUGAAGAGAGAGGUAAUGAUGAUAAUGGCCACUGAUGUAUUUACACUAUUGCAAUUAUUGGCAAGAAUUCCUGUGUCUAUCUGUGGAGAAACUUUAAUUUAUUAUUUUUUUCCCCAGCUUCAUUCAAUAAUUGUCUUUGUUAUUCUACUCUUCUUCUUUUUUUUGUAUUUAUAUUUUUUCUAUUUAAUUUAUUUUCGAACGCGUCAUCUUCAAAUUGCAAUAGUGUGAAUGUAGAGGGAUGAAUAAAAUAUGAAAGUAUUUCCGAGAAUAUAGCCAGUUUAAUGACCAAAUAAAAUUGAGGUAAAAGUCGAUUGAGUAAUUUUCCAAUUGAACGGAGGAUUUUCAUUCUCUUUAGCAUUGGUGAAUAAUUGAAUGAUUUUUCGUUACUCUUCGAGUGAAUAAUGUAAUAUUUGAAUGAAAAAUACUGUCAAAAGUACAAACUGAUAAUUUGUUUAAAGAAAAAUGCCCUAGGGCUGGAAGAUCUCAACUUGCUAAUGCUCGAUGCAAAUCUCUCUGAUGCUCUGAUGCAAAUCAAAAUAACAUUUAUCAACUAGCACGUAAUUAUCAUCAUCGAUAUUAUUUUCACCCAUCAUUCAAUGGCAUUUUCGAUCGAGCUUCAAGGAACAAGAGAAAUCAAUUCACGUCUUCGAUAUUCGAAGUUGACGAGCAAUAUCAACAUUGUACCGUCACCAAUACGUAAUAAACAAUAAAUUUUAAAUCACGGAUUGACACUUUACGUGAUAUCAUUGUGUAAUUAUCCAUGUAUCUGGAUUGAAGGAAAAUACAUGCAUUCGCCAAAAUGUCA